AUGACGUGUCCUCAACCAGAGAGGAAGUUAAUGGAAACACGUGAGAAGUUUCUGCAGAACGUCCGAGACAGAGAGAAGGAUUUCCAAGAGCUAAAGCAGGCAGAAGAGUCCAUCACAUGUUCAGCGCAGACGGCGGUCUCUGAAAGCGAGCGGAUCUUCAGUGAAGUGCUGUGCUCCGUUCAGAAAACAAGCGUCCACGUGACAGAACUGAUCGCAGAGCGACAGAGAGAGGAAGUCCAGCAGAAGAUCUCUGACCUCAGGCUGAAGGUGUCUGAGCUCGAUCCGUUCUUGACCACUGAAGACCACAUUCACUUCCUGCAGAAUUACCCAUCUGACUGUGAAGAAUCCACAUCUGAAGAAUCUGAAGAUCUUUCCAACAUUUGUGAAAAUCCCAAACUGUUUUUUCGGAAUGUGGAGCUGCUGCUUUCUGAAAUGCAAGAGCGUUUGAUGAACGUCACCAAAGAGACCGCUAUCAAGAUCAAAUCUGGAGCAAUGGUCCAGAUAAAGUCCUCUCAAGGUCCUGCUCAGCGGGACCAGAAGGAUGUUUUCCGUUUUGGGGAACCAGUGGCAGAAUAUAACUUCAGUUUUCAGCACGUUCCCUCUGAAUCCACAUCUGUGGAGGCUUCUGGCUCAGAUCCUGAAACAUGUAAACAUGAAGACGAAGGUACUCUGGACUACAAGCCGGUCGUACCGUUACCUGAUCUAGUUGAGCUCUUGACAGGAGAGGAGAAAGAGCAAGUGGUUUUCAGUCACAGAGCCAAACUAUACCGCUAUGACAGAGAAUCACAGCAGUGGAAGGAAAGAGGCAUAGGUGAGCUUAAAAUACUGCAGGACCAUGAACGCAGACGUGCAAGACUCGUGAUGAGGAGAAAGCAGGUCCUGAAGUUAUGUGCAAACCACUGGAUUACUGCAAACAUGAAGCUGGAGCCGAUUAAAGCGUCUGAGAAAGCGUGGACAUGGAGCGCUCUUGAUUUUGCUGAUGGAGACGGCAGCGUUCAGACGUUAGCAGUGCGGUUUAGACUGCAGGAGACGGCGGACGCUUUCAAGAAAUGCUUUGAAGAAGCAGCGGUCACGUCAUUCACUGGAGCAGAAAGAGAUGAAGAUUUUGAAGGGGCUGUCAGAACUCGGAAAGGAAAGUUGUAUCCUGAUGCAGUCGAUGGUCAUGAUGCUGGAGCUGCAACAGAGACACAAAAUCACAAAGAGGAUGAGAACAAUGAUGAUGAUGAUGAUGAAGAUGAUGAAGAUGAUGAUUAUGAAGAUGAUGAUGAUGAUGAUGAUGAUGAUGAUGAUGAAGCAGUUAACCAUGUAGAUAUCCAAUCACUUCCCUGCUUGAAGCAGCCUUUUAUAUUUGUCUGUGUAAAAGUGCAUUGAAAUAAAAAUUCUUGAAUUCUUGACAAUUCUUGAAAUGUUGUAGAAGUCAUACAUUGUUUUUGGGUAAUUAUUUCUCUGUAACAUAAUGAAAUCAUAACCAAUAAGAAGUUUUUCAUGUACAAAUUUGAUAAUCCUUGUGCAAGUGACCCAAUUUAACCCAAA
Molecule: messenger RNA, 1533 nt
Organism: Cyprinus carpio (common carp)
Lineage: Eukaryota; Metazoa; Chordata; Actinopteri; Cypriniformes; Cyprinidae
Product: E3 SUMO-protein ligase RanBP2-like
Exons: 7
Coding region: 1-1371 (456 amino acids)
Biological process (GO): intracellular transport
Cellular component (GO): nuclear pore; cytoplasm
Molecular function (GO): GTPase activator activity
Source: RefSeq, a predicted model, not a curated record